Panicum hallii is the source of this 1131-nucleotide messenger RNA. RefSeq names its product peptidyl-prolyl cis-trans isomerase cyp11-like. NCBI's taxonomy places the organism in Eukaryota, Viridiplantae, Streptophyta, Magnoliopsida, Poales, Poaceae. The record is from RefSeq and is a predicted model, not a curated record. The transcript is spliced from 9 exons. The coding region runs from base 24 to 914 and encodes 296 amino acids. Gene Ontology annotation, molecular function: peptidyl-prolyl cis-trans isomerase activity. Gene Ontology annotation, biological process: protein peptidyl-prolyl isomerization.
UGAUUUUGCAUGCUCUAGGAGAGAUGGGGAAAUCGCAGAAAACCAAGAAGCCAUUAUGUUACCAAGGAUCAAUCUUCCAUCGGGUUACAAAGGGCUACGUGGCACAAGGUGGUAACGGCUCAAGCAGAGACGGUUCAGGUGGUGAAAGUAUUUAUGGCGGCGAGUUCACAGAGAAAAAUUGUGUCCGGCAUAAUAAGAGAGGUCUAUUGACAACGACUGGUACACAUAUCCGCUCACAGUUCCAGAUUCUGUUCGAGCCUAAUGCGCGCUACGACAGGAAUUGCACCGUUUUCGGAAACCUUGUCAGUGGAUAUGAUGUUUUGAGGAGUAUCGAGGAUGUUCCUGUUCAUGGACCUUCCUCAACUCCUGAUAUUCCAAUAAUAAUAGUUGAUUGUGGAGAACUGGUUUCCAAAAAAGUACUUGCUGACAGAGUAGAACAUGAACAAAAGUGGGCCACUAACUCAUAUAGCUCAAGUGAGAGCAGCAUAGACAGAAAGCAUAGGAAGCGGCGCAGGUUGGUACCUAAUGAUGGUAUAACUGAAGACAGACCCAAGGACCAUAAUGGGCAGUCAUAUCAAGUUUCUGAACUCGAAAAGAAUGUGGAUAUAGCGCCUGCUAACAACUCAAUGAGCAAGCGCCCCGGCACAAGCCCACAUUCAGUUAUAAGACCAAACGGGCCAACAAACGGGAGUCCUCGCCAUGGUCGCAGUAGAAGCCCUAUCCACGCUCAGAAAAGAAGAGGAGCACAAUCUCAGGCUGCCCCAUCUAUGGAGAUCGAGGGAAGGGGAUUUGGAUACAGCAGCAGCCCUACACGCAGUUGUUCACCCCCACCUGUUGAGAAACCAAGGUCCCAUCGCGAUCACUCACUAUCCAUGCCCAGAAGUUGCUUCUUCAGGUCAAGAUUAGCGGAGUAGGAUGCUUGGAACAUGUACAAUACAACACAAGCCUUAGCGACUCGGUCACAAACAAGCCUUAGUGACUUGGUCACAACGUUGUUGGAACUACCUUGCUACUGAGAUCCUAAACUGACAGGAUGCGCAUGUUGGAACGUUGGAACACUGGAUUAGCGGAGUAGGCUUGACUGAGAUGCCACUGCAGUCACUGAUUCUUCUGUGGGCCAUGAACUCAAAC